Messenger RNA from Amphibalanus amphitrite, 1397 nucleotides. RefSeq lists its product as uncharacterized. The transcript has 2 exons. The record is from RefSeq and is a predicted model, not a curated record. Gene Ontology annotation, molecular function: nucleic acid binding; RNA-DNA hybrid ribonuclease activity. Gene Ontology annotation, biological process: DNA replication, removal of RNA primer. The coding region runs from base 92 to 1156 and encodes 354 amino acids. Lineage: Eukaryota; Metazoa; Arthropoda; Thecostraca; Balanomorpha; Balanidae.
CAUUCCAGCACUUGAUGACCGACGCGUCUUUCUUUUCCUCCGCUAUUACUACAGAGCAAAAAGUGUUCGAAAUCACAUUGCGGUACCAGCAAUGGAGGCGAGGAAACCAAGAACCCGACGCCCACUGCGUAGAUCGUGCUUUCUACCCGGGUGCCUUGAGCAAGCUCAUCAACUGCUAAACAUUAGGCGCACUGAAGUUACUCUAAAUCCUCCUAUGAUUCCAUUUUGGCUCCUCAAAGACCUAUCCAUUGAAUUUCUUUUUGAUUAUAAGAAGACCAGUAUACCUCCGGUGGAAGCUCAAAUGCUCUUCCAGGAGUAUGUAGAGCUCAACUGCGACUCUGCUUUUUUCUUCACAGAUGGCUCAUGUCACGAAAAUCAGAUAGGUUCAGCAGCCGUCGGCCCUGGGCUUAGGUUUGGGACCCGGCUUCAAGAAUUUACGACAGUCUUUAGUGCCGAAGUUCACGCAAUCGAAAAAGUUAUGGAGCACAUCAAGGCAGAAAAGAUUGAUCGGGCAACCAUUUGUACUGAUUCGAAAUCCGCUCUUCAAGCACUGGAAAGGACCGAUAAUGUUACCCACCACGGUAUCUACAAUAUUCUCAGGAUCACAUCAGAUCUCAAUGAGGGCCAGCAUGUGACCCUUCUUUGGGUUCCAGGUCAUUACGGUAUUGCAGGAAAUGAACGUGCGGAUGUCCUCGCAAAGGAGGCUGCAAUGCGACCUGAUCCAGUUGUGGAACCUAUGGCCCAAGGGGACGCUAUUCAUAUGAUAAAAAUCAAAUUCGCCGAGUACCUUCAACGCAAAUGGGACCAACAUCAUGCUGCACAUAUGUAUGCGAUCAAACGAGAACUUAGAACAUGGGUCACAUGUAACCAACCAGACAGGAUACGCGAGGUGACCCUGGCCAGAUUGAGGUGUGGUCAUACUCGCCUCACCCAUGGCCACCUUUUUGAUAGGACAGGCCCUCCGAUUUGCCACACCUGUGACACACGCAUCUCCGUAGAGCACAUUUUGAUCGCAUGCACGGCAUUGCAUCACGAACGAAGACACAUCACUAACUAUCUUGCGAGCUUCGGUGGCAGACGGGUUUUCUCCUGCCGCUGGAGCAGGCUUAGAGGCUCAGCGGCCCAGCGAGCUACACCAGCGGACCCCGGCCGCUGAACAGCGGCGGCGGCCGGGUUGAACGACCACAGUCCACAGAAAACCGUCGGCCGCCAACUGCAGCAGCGACAGAUUCCCCAUCCUCCAAACCAUUCCUUUCAUCGUGACGCUUAAACAUUCACAAACCCCAUCCCUCCCAGCGACAUAUCCCCCACUCUUCAAACCAUUCCUGUCAUCCAACUCUCGUAACCUUACCAUUCACAAACCUCCUCCUUCCCUCCCUUCACAAACAUCAAUUUAC